UUUGAGGAAAAUUGUCAUUUUUCACAUUUUAACUGUCUCUUGGGAGGUAUUACUGUUAUUUUCCUCGUCCGUGAUAUUAAUCGUUAAAUAUAAACAUGAAUUCAAAGAAAAUAACUCUGUCAAAGAGUAUACUGGAAAUGAAGUUUAUGAAACGGACGAAAGACAAAGUGGAAAAAGAGCAGUUUCAAGAAGAAGGAGAGGAAUACUUCGGCAGCGAACUUACAUCACGUAUGAAAAAAGCAUCUGGAAAAUUUCUUAUGGAACCAAGUUAUGUUUUCUGCGAGAAACUUGAUGAUGGUAGAUUAAGCUUUCAAGGGAUGAAUCCAACUAUAGAAAAGUUAAUGGAAGCAAAGGAGAAUGUUAAACGAGCCAACGAAGAUGUAAAACAAGAUACUGAUAUAUCUGAUGAACAAAUGGCUGUUCAAUGGACGAAAAUGCGAGCAAAAUUUGAUACUGCAAACAGACAUAGAAAGCCGCAACAUAUAAAAAUAAACGAUGAAGACGAACCAUUAAGUAAAAUACCAAAAUUUUUGAAACCUAUAGAAUGA
Mycetomoellerius zeteki is the source of this 548-nucleotide messenger RNA. It is a transcript of the gene Mpp6, whose product is annotated as M-phase phosphoprotein 6. Gene Ontology annotation, biological process: maturation of 5.8S rRNA. The record is from RefSeq and is a predicted model, not a curated record. Bases 96 to 548 code for a protein of 150 amino acids. The transcript is spliced from 3 exons. NCBI's taxonomy places the organism in Eukaryota, Metazoa, Arthropoda, Insecta, Hymenoptera, Formicidae.